UCUACUAAACUAAAAUUUCCAAAUUUGUACAGGGCAUUGCUAGAAAACUCGUAAAAGCUGCCCUACAGGAAGCUGCGUUAGAAAAGAGAAAUGAUAUACGCAGAUCUGAGAAGGAUAGAUAGAGGUGUGAGGCGGCAUUUUCAUGACGAUAUCACAGUCAUUUGUUAAGAGAUUGCAUUAGAUCACUAUGGCGAUGGAAUAAGCCUUUAUGGGAGGAACCUGACUUAUGGUGUUGGAAUUCACUGCACUAUGCUGUUAAAUUAGGAUUGGCGGGCGUAGUAUCUGAUAUGCUGGCGUGGAAAAAAUCCUUAGUGUUCUAUGCUGUUAAAUUAGGAUUGGCGGGCGUAGUAUCUGAUAUGCUGGCGUGGAAAAAAUCCUUAGUGUACCUUCCGGCAGGCAGUGAAUAUGACUGGAUGACAGCAAUUCACAUUGCAGCAAGUGAAGGUGACGUAAACAUGAUAGAGAAGCUAUUAAAUCACUGCCCCGAUUGUUGGGAUACGCUUAACAGCAACAGUCAAAAUGCUCUUCAUGUUGCCAUACUGAACAAUCAAGACAAGGUAGUCCGGUUCUUAUUAGGCUGCGACGACAACAUUCCUCUCCAUUUGCUUGUUGCCUCUGGUAACCAUGUGCGUGAAUUAAUAAACCAUCCUAGAGCAAAGAAGAUGACAUUUAACAAAGAAAACCAGACUCCACUUGAUAUAGCAUUGUCAUGCAAAGCGACAACAAAGAAGGAGAAAUUGGUGAAGGAUUUGUGUAGCAUUGGCCAAUUUGGAAAACGUGACUUUGAGGUAAAGCGGAAGUACGAGUACAUGCUCAAUCCAAAUGAUGAAACGGGAACAGGAGUCAAAAUGCAACUGAGGGAAAAUGAUCACGAUAAAGCUAUAAAGGAAGAUCAAACAGUAAUAGAAAUUAUUAUGAAGUCAGCUCAAUUCCAUAUUGUCGUGGCCACUUUGAUAAUGACGAUCACUUUCGCCGCUGGUAUCACAUUGCCAGGAGGUUUUGAGAGCGACCCAGAUAGCCCUAAUAAAGGGAUGGCGAUUCUAAUAAGGAAAACAACAUUUCGUGCAUUUGUUGUUUCCGAUGCCAUUGCCUUCACAUUCUCGGCUGUUUCCAUAUUCAUCUACUUCAUCAUGGCAAGUGUAGUUCCAAAACCUGAAAAUGAAAAAAUUAUACAGAAGCUUUAUGAUAACGCAGCAAUUUGUCAGUGCUUGUCAAUGUUAGCAGUUGUAAUUGCAUUCUCAACUG
Capsicum annuum is the source of this 1245-nucleotide messenger RNA. Its product is annotated as ankyrin repeat-containing protein ITN1-like. Lineage: Eukaryota; Viridiplantae; Streptophyta; Magnoliopsida; Solanales; Solanaceae. The record is from RefSeq and is a predicted model, not a curated record. Gene Ontology annotation, molecular function: protein phosphatase 1 binding; protein phosphatase regulator activity. Gene Ontology annotation, cellular component: plasma membrane.